Molecule: messenger RNA, 2473 nt
Organism: Ictidomys tridecemlineatus (thirteen-lined ground squirrel)
Lineage: Eukaryota; Metazoa; Chordata; Mammalia; Rodentia; Sciuridae
Gene: Dcaf4
Product: DDB1 and CUL4 associated factor 4
Cellular component (GO): Cul4-RING E3 ubiquitin ligase complex
Molecular function (GO): protein binding
Source: RefSeq, a predicted model, not a curated record
CGACAACACAGAAACCGGCUCACCUAACUGGCUGUCGCUGCACCUCGAUCUUUCCGGGGUUUCCCCGUCUGGUCGGUGCGUCUGCGGAGCUGUGCGGUAAAUGAGAGCGGGAAAGGACGCCCCGGUCAGGAACAGAAAUGAGUAAAAGCAGCUGGCAGAGCAGGAGAAGACCCGGGAGAAGAGGCCGCCAGCAGAACCCUUGGCUUCGACAGCAUUCUGGACAGAGGUACGCCACAGAGGUGCCCCAGGAUCUGCAGGACUCUGACUGUGAGGAUGGCGAGGUCGCAUCAACGUCAGCCUCAUCCAGCACUGGGGCUUCUUCAGUGCCAGAUCUGCCAGGUUAUUACUUUGACCCUGAAAAGAAACGCUACUUCCGCUUGCUGCCCGGGCACAAUAACUGCAACCCCCUCACAAAGGAGAGCAUCCGGCAAAAGGAAAUGGAAAGCAAAAGACUGAAGCUGCUAGAAGAGGAUGAGCAGAAAAAGAAAGUAGCCAGAAUGGGAUUUAAUGCAUCUUCCUUCCUACAAAAAAGUCGUCUGGGUUUUCUCAAUGUCACCAGUUAUUGCCGUUUAGCCCACGAGCUGCGAGUGAGCUGCAUGGAGAGGAAAAAGGUCCAGGUUCAGAGUUCAGAUCCCUCUGCUUUGGCGAGCGACCGGUUUAACCUCAUCCUGGCAGAUACCAACAGUGACCGGCUCUUCACAGUGAACGAUGUCAAGGUUGGAGGCUCCAAGUAUGGCAUCAUCAGCCUGCAGGGUCUGAACACCCCCACGCCCAAGGUGAACAUGCACGAAAACCUCUACUUUACCAACCGGAAGGUGAAUUCUGUGUGCUGGGCCUCGCUAAACCACUUGGAUUCCCACAUUCUGCUGUGCCUCAUGGGACUCGCAGAGACGCCAGGCUGUGCCACUUUGCUUCCAGCAUCAUUGUUUGUAGGUAGUCACCCAGGUACAGACCGGCCUGGCAUGCUCUGCAGUUUCCGGAUCCCUGGUGCCUGGUCCUGUGCAUGGUCCCUGAAUAUCCAGGCAAAUAACUGCUUUAGUACUGGUUUAUCUCGGCGAGUGCUGUUGACCAACGUGGUGACAGGACACCGGCAGACGUAUGGGACCAACAGUGAUGUCUUGGCCCAGCAGUUUGCUGUCAUGACUCCUUUGCUAUUUAAUGGUUGUCGUUCUGGAGAGAUCUUUGCCAUUGAUCUGCGUUCUCGAAGUCAAGGCAAGGGCUGGAAAGCCACUCGCCUGUUCCAUGACUCAGCAGUGACCUCUAUGCAAAUCCUCCAGGAAGAGCAAUGUCUGAUGGCAUCAGACAUGGCAGGAAAGAUCAAGCUGUGGGACCUGAGGACCACCAAAUGUAUAAGACAGUAUGAGGGUCACAUGAAUGAGUAUGCCUACCUGCCCCUGCACGUACAUGAGGAAGAAGGAAUCGUGGUGGCAGUGGGCCAGGACUGCUACACAAGAAUCUGGAGCCUCCAUGAUGCCCACCUGCUCAGAACCAUACCUUCCCCAUAUCCCACCUCCAAGGCCGACAUCCCCAGUGUGGCCUUCUCUUCUCGGCUUGGAGGCUCCCGGGGAGCACCAGGGCUGCUCAUGGCUGUCCGGCAAGAUCUUUACUGUUUCUCCUACAGCUGAUUCUGUAGGGAGCCGCCUGCAAAAGUGUGGAUUUUAAUUAAAAGGAGUAAAGAGUACUUUAUUUCCAUUGCUGAUGAGGGCUGACUUUUUUUCUCCCUCUUUUUGCUCCUGUCCUCUAAUGAGGGCAUUUCAAAUGAAACUGUGCACACAAAUUACAUCCUUCAUUCUUCUGGCUGCUAGGGGCAAGGUGCUAGGUGUUCCACAUGAAUACACCAAUAAAGUUGUUACAGUGAAAUUGUGGGCAUACAGAGCUUGAAAGUCCUUUUCAUAAAAUAAAAGGUACCUACAUCCUUUUCUUGUUGAAAGCCUUUAAAAAGUUAGUUCCCUUUGGUCUUAAGGACUAAAGGAAAUGGGUAGUAACUAAAUUAGAGCUGCUUCUUUUACCAAAAGCCCUGUGGAGAAGACCAGUGAUGAGAUUGGUGAAUAUGGGUAGAUAUUGCCUGGGGUCUCAGGAAGACUUGUCCUUGAAAAAGCCAACAGGGUUGGAAAGGAAAAGCCAGGUCAUGUCUUCAAGUCUCAUCAUUAAACAUGAUGAGAUCAUUAAAUAUGGCCUAUUCAGGAGAUCUCUUGAGAUAUUCCUUUUGAUAGCACUCAUGCAUUGGAAGGGAACAUGGAUCUCUUUAAAUGCUAGUUUUUAAAGAGUCCUUGAAGUGCCUUUAUUGAAACACUUUCCAGAAUGUAGGGGAUAGCAGCUUCUAUUUUUAUUAUAGCAACUUGAAUGUCAGAUUCAAGGACCCAAGGUCAAAGAAAAUCCAUUUUGAUUUUUUGUGAUUUCAGAGCUGUACUUUGUGAAAUGUUCAUACAGAGUUAAGAAGCCUUUCUACCAACCAAUAAAGUAGGAAGAACCA